AGUUUCGGAUAGAGAACUAUUUCGCGUUGCUGUCUGCUCGUGGCCCGUCUGCUCUUCACUUCGUAUCGUAACUCGUAAUUGUGAGAAACCCAUGCUGCCCAUGCCACCUGUAUGACUGCGAACAAAGUGGAACACGACAAAGUCUGUCACGAUGUGUUUCCAAACACGGACGUUUCGGUUGAACACUUACUCCGGAAACCCAAGCCCCCGGAAGCUAGCGAUUGCUGCGGCAACGGCUGCGCGCUCUGUGUCCACGACAUAUACGAACAAGAGUUGAAGAUAUGGAAAAAGGAACUUCUCGGACACGGUUCUCAAGGUUCUACAGACGGCGAAAAGGGCCAAGUCCUCAGUAGGGACAUCUACACAGCGUUCGAACUCGUGGGCAUAACUGCAAUAACGGACAAGUGUUGCCAGUAUACGUUUGCCAUUCCGCAUCGCCGCAGCCUUCAGAUGAAUGUUGGUGACCAUCUUAUCAUGAGGGCUUCGUACAACGGAGAAUGCAUCACCCGUCAAUAUACUCCCAUAUCUCCAAGUUCGCAGAGAGGAACUUUUGAAGUUCUAAUCAAGAUCUACCCUAAUGGCAAGAUGUCGAAGUACAUUGAUUCCCUCACAGAAGGCAGCCUGGUCGAAUGGAGGGGUCCCUUUGGCGAACUCAACUACAAGCCAAACUCGCAUAAACAGCUCAUACUGCUGGCUGCCGGAACUGGAAUCGCUCCGAUGAUCCAGAUUCUGCGUCACAUCACGGAUAACGAAGACGACGAGACGCUCGUCAGACUGCUGUUUGGAGUCGCCAGAUAUGACGAGAUCUACCUCAAGAAAGAGCUCGACGACCUCAGAAACUUCUGGAAUGUGUCCAUACUCUACUGCCUCAGCCAAGAGACGGAAGUUGCCAAGGUGAAGUACGGAGAUGAGGUUCACUACGGAAGGAUAGACGAAGAACUGCUCCGAAGGGAAGUAAGAAAGUGCCGCUUUGCACCGCACGUGCUCGUCUGCGGACCAAACUCCUUCAACGCCCGCUUCCUCGAGUGCCUCAGAACAGAGCUGACCUCCACCACCUGGUUUCUUUUCUGAUACUCGUGAUUGUCCCAUACCGUUACAAUCAAUCGCAGUGUGGGGCACGACCUGAAAGGGAUCGCCGGACUCCACACCUUGGGGUGUUCUGCUGCAACUUGAGCCCGAAGUCGGCACCGCAUCAGCGCUCCUGUCGGCACCGACUCGGUGCUGAGUUGGCACCACACUGCGUAUGAAUGCUGGAAAAGGUGGUGGUCAUAUGCAGCGGAGCGCUGAUGUACAGCGCUGGUAUGGUGCAAAGUCAGUGCCAUAUCUAUAGCGCUCGAUUAGUGCUGUGGAGUAUGAGCGAACAGACCUUUAGCGGGAAGAUAGUUGGGGUAGGUAUAGUUUUUAUGACCAAUCUUAUCCAAGUAAAGACCAACUUGAGACAACAAUCUUAAACGUUUAGCAUUGGAUGAUUGGUACAUAAGAUUGUGAAUAAGCCAACAUCAUAAAGCAACAUGACGAGCCCAGUGAGCAGGGUUGCGCAUGUUUUCUUUUACUUGGUGCCCUUGUGUUUGUACUAUUUUUAGUGUUCUGAUUUUUACUCUGUCAUGUGAGGCAUCAGGGAGGUCUAUGGUCACCUCAAUUUCAGCUGAAAUUCAAGGCCAACUUUCCCCAAAAUAGACCACUUCCAUCCAGUAUAAAGAUAAGCUCGUGGUCCCACUUUUCCAUAGUGCGAAAUCUCGGACGCCUUGUAGACCAUUCUAACAAUUCCGAAUUGACAGCAUAGGAUGUGCAUGUUCGUAACUUCUCAAAAGCGAGCAAACCACAUACUUUACGCUCAAACUCUGAGAAUGGUACCAGCACAUCUAAAAUAAUCUAGAAUGUGACAGAAAAAGAAAAGCACGAAAUAACAAUAUCUGAACGUUUA
This is a messenger RNA of Ixodes scapularis (black-legged tick), 1924 nucleotides long. RefSeq names its product NADH-cytochrome b5 reductase-like. The transcript has 6 exons. The record is from RefSeq and is a predicted model, not a curated record. NCBI's taxonomy places the organism in Eukaryota, Metazoa, Arthropoda, Arachnida, Ixodida, Ixodidae. Gene Ontology annotation, molecular function: oxidoreductase activity. The coding region runs from base 112 to 1071 and encodes 319 amino acids.